AUGCAACCUUCGGGUGGUAUUGCAGCUAAGGCACCAGAGGGUGCUACAACUGAACGAGUUCGGCAAUCCCGAAUACCAAAAGGAAGCAUUGAGUUCGUAAUUCUACGUUACUGUUUAGAUGAGGGUGAGCAAACGUUACAACAAACCGCAAUUGUUCACGUUCGUAGCGUCAACAAGUGCACAGGCCUGUCGCUGACCCGUACAGUGCGAUGUCAGUGUCCGCACACCAAACAACGGCGAGCGGAAUGUUGGCUCAGCAGUAGUGUGGGCUGCGGUUGUCCUUUCCGACGACAGUCUCGUGAUUCUCAUUGGCUGUGCGGUAACACGGACCUCAUGAGAAAACGAGUCAAGGCAGGUUCAGCAAACGGGAUAAUGACGACCGACCUUUCGAAAACGGAACAAGACCUGGUGUUGAAUGAGAAUCUCGGUGAUCAGAUGAAAAAGGGUGAGACCAAACACUGGUGGAGCGCGCGUCCUGGACGAAAGUUGGUGAUACGUCAACCGUUUUGCACAGCAUGCUUGGCUCCACACCGAAAACAUUUCAUAGUUUUUCGGGAUAAGCCUCUCAUUAGGAUCGAUCGACCGAUCGAUGAAUCAGCCACCGGGAAGCCAGCGGACGAGCAGACGGAAUUGGAUACACUCCCAACUCUUUCUCACGUCUAUCUAGCUGAAGUCAUCGGACAAGAGUUCAUCGACCCCAUAGAAUUUGCAUGCCCAAUACCCGCUUGGAUGCCGGAUUUCAAGGCCCUAUUUUUGACCUGCUUCUCUCCAUACAUCCACAGCCAGGGUGGGACCAUGCGGUGUUCUUUGCCGGUUUGCAGCAUUUGCUGGAUGGUGUCUUGCCGGGAUUGGAAGCAGUUGCUGUCUGACCAGCUCGUCGAAGGCGGUGCUCGGUGCUCACUUGCGCUUGGCGUGAGCAACCGGUCAGUUCAGCGUGAACGAUUUGGUGCACCUGGCACGAGGAAUGUCCGAGACCUCACCAAACAAACAGAAGAAGCCGGAAGUGUAGCCGAUCGAGGACCUGCGGAUCAAAGCGGACUGACUGAAGCGUGGGAGCGCUUUGGAACAAGUAUAUGCUACAAAUGUGGCAUGUCUGGCCAUGGAAGAACAAAUGUCUCCAUAACUGUAACUAAUAGCGGUUUUAUUCUACUCUUCUUUCCCGUAUGGGUUGCGAUUAGUACAGUGAUACAAGCCAAGAUACAGGCUGUAAUUGAGAUAGAUUGGAAGAGGAGUUCGUGCUUGAUCGACACAGCAGCAGGGCCGCUACUGAGACAGAUUCUCCGGGAGCACUUGGAAAGACUGAGUGUUGUCUAUCUCCUCUGGUUGACCAUCGUCUCGUUGGCUGUCGCCUACAAUUUCGUCACAAUCCCGCUACGUGAGGCGUUCGACGUGUAUGACGGAGCAGACUAUCAGUUCUACUGGUAUAUUGGGAACAUUUUCGCCGAUUGUGCCUACUUGUUGGAUAUUUUGUGUGCCCGCCCCAGGGUUGAGUUCAAUCAGGAUGGUCUUGUCAAGAAUGAUUUCAAGUCAUGCGCUCUGAACUACCUGAAGGCACCUCAGUUUAAGACGUCAUACGUGUCUCAAAUUAGCAGGCGCGUCACGAGCCUUUCAAAUUCUCGCAUUGGCCUCAACUGGCCUGUUGAAAUCGGAGCCAAUACAAUUUGCGUAAUAGCUGAAGAGCUUCACAAACUCAAGGGUCUCUCCCUGGAUUGUGAGUGGCGUGUCCAUUUGUGUGACGUGGACCAUAGUCCUCGCCUCGAAACCUCAUCAUUUUCUACGUCUAUUUUGUGUCCCGUCUAG
Molecule: messenger RNA, 1800 nt
Organism: Opisthorchis viverrini
Lineage: Eukaryota; Metazoa; Platyhelminthes; Trematoda; Opisthorchiida; Opisthorchiidae
Exons: 10
Coding region: 1-1800 (599 amino acids)
Biological process (GO): monoatomic cation transmembrane transport
Cellular component (GO): intracellular cyclic nucleotide activated cation channel complex; plasma membrane
Molecular function (GO): protein-containing complex binding; cGMP binding; intracellularly cAMP-activated cation channel activity
Source: RefSeq, a predicted model, not a curated record